Messenger RNA from Filobasidium floriforme, 649 nucleotides. RefSeq lists its product as uncharacterized. The transcript has 3 exons. The coding region runs from base 76 to 534 and encodes 152 amino acids. The record is from RefSeq and is a predicted model, not a curated record. Gene Ontology annotation, cellular component: SNARE complex; endoplasmic reticulum. NCBI's taxonomy places the organism in Eukaryota, Fungi, Basidiomycota, Tremellomycetes, Filobasidiales, Filobasidiaceae. Gene Ontology annotation, biological process: retrograde vesicle-mediated transport, Golgi to endoplasmic reticulum. Gene Ontology annotation, molecular function: SNAP receptor activity.
GACCUGACCUGCAAGCUCCUCCACCUGCUCGAUUCACGGGCUCGCACUCCAAUUAUACGUUCUACCUCGUUCAUAAUGUCCGAUACCACCGCUGCUGCUGCCCAACUCCCUCAACUGACCAAGCAAGAAUCUUACCUAGCCGCUUUCGAGGACGAUGAACUCCUCCCCAUCAUCGCCAACAAGCGGCCCAUUCGGACAGAGAGGGACCGCUUGGGGUUGGCACAAGAUCGAAUAGCUGGGACUGCUGGAGGGUCUUUGGCGCUACACGAUGAGCUCGGGGAACAGUUGGCAGGGAUGUCACAUCAACUCAAACUGAACGCGAUGCACUUUUCGAAAUCGCUCGAGGAGGAGAAAUCAAUCCUCGAAUCCUCUCAAGGCGUACUCGAAAACAACCUCGUCAAGACCCAAGCCUCUAAAUCCAAGCUAUCCUCCGUCUCGUCCAAAUCGAGGAGUACGACCUGGUUGACGAUCGUCUCCCUCCUGGUCGUCAUGAUCGCUUGGGUAUGGACGUACCUCUUGAUCCGAUUCACAUAAAGAAGAAUGUGUACAUUGAAAAGCUGGACGCCAGAUUGAAGGUGUCCUCGAGGCAACCACGACAAAGAGACAUAGAGGAUGCCUGGUUUUAACGACAAAUAACGAUUACGGGGCA